Messenger RNA from Penicillium diatomitis, 1509 nucleotides. RefSeq names its product membrane insertase OXA1. The record is from RefSeq and is a predicted model, not a curated record. The transcript has 3 exons. Bases 1 to 1509 code for a protein of 502 amino acids. Gene Ontology annotation, molecular function: membrane insertase activity. Gene Ontology annotation, biological process: protein insertion into mitochondrial inner membrane from matrix; mitochondrial respiratory chain complex IV assembly. NCBI's taxonomy places the organism in Eukaryota, Fungi, Ascomycota, Eurotiomycetes, Eurotiales, Aspergillaceae. Gene Ontology annotation, cellular component: mitochondrial inner membrane.
AUGAUGGGAGCUACAGGCCUGGGCGGGCCUAGCAAAGCCGCCGCUAUGAUGCGACAAAGGCUUGCUACUCAGCCUCGAUCCAUCCGAUCCAUCUCGACUUUACGGCCGAAGCGCUUUCCCGGUCACCGUGGUCAAUUGAAUUUGACAUCAUCUGUAAACUCCUCAUGGCGUUACACUGCUCUUGCUGCCGGUCCUGCUGCCGUUCGGUUCAAUUCCACAACACCUACCCCGAGUCCUGCCCCCGUGGCCGAGUCAACAACCCCGAUUGACCCAUCCGACGUGGGCUUCGACAUUUCCCAGCUUUCGGAGAAGAUCGGCUACUUGAAGGAAUUGGGGCUGGACUACGGCUGGGGUCCAUCCUCAAUGCUGCAAUAUGUCAUUGAACACAUCCAUGUCUACACAGGGCUUCCCUGGUGGGCUAGUAUCGUCAGUGCUGCCGUUCUUGUGCGUCUCGCGCUGUUCAAGCCAACGAUGGCUGCCUCAGAUACCGGCGCUCGUACCCACAAUGCCCGCGCUAUCAUCGAUCCUAUCCGUCACGAGAUGAUGAAAGCCCGAAUGGAUGGACAGACGCAUCAGAUGCAGAUCAAGCAAGCGGAGCUCAAGGAGAUCCAGAACGCACAUGGUAUCAAGCCUAUGAAAGCAUUCAUCCCCAUGCUUCAAAUUCCCCUGGGCUAUGGUAUCUUCCGUGUUGUCCGUGGUAUGACGGCUCUGCCCGUACCGGGGCUGCUGAGUGAAUCGGCAUUGUGGUUGAACGACCUGACUGUGGCUGAUCCGUACUAUCUGAUCCCGGUGAUCAAUGCCAGCUGUUUAUAUUUCACGCUCAAGAGAGGUGGUGAGACUGGUACCAUGGAUAUUCUCCAGACCUCUGCCGGCAAAGCACUCUUGAUCGGUCUCCCCAGUGUUUCAUUCGCCUUCAUGGCCUUCCAGCCCGGUGCUUUGCAGCUCUAUUUCCUGUCCACCGGUCUGCUUGGCCUGGCGCAAGCCUUCAUCAUCAACAACAACGCCUUCCGCAACGCCAUGGGCAUGGCGAUCCCCAAGCGAGCCACACCGGCUCAAAACCUGACCAAUCUCGAGCAGCUCCAAGCUCGUCUCGCCGAGCUCCAAAAGAACCCGGAAAAGUUCAGGCAACAAGGAGUCGAGGCCUCGGCCUCGGCCCCGGCCUCGGACGCCAGCGUCAGCACCAUCGACCGUGUCCAAAAGAACAUCUCCAACUGGAGCAACAAGGCCCGUCAGGAAGUGAGCGAAAAGUGGGGCGAGGUCAAGGGCAACACGACCAAGAACGCGGAUGGGUCCGUCGCCGCCAAGCCUCGUCUGAGCGCGGAGGCUCAGCGCGCGGCCGAGAGAUACGAACAAGAGGCACAGGCUCGGGAGGCGGCUUUGCGCGAGGAACGUAAUCAUGCUCGUCGGGCUGCUCAUAUGCGUGCUUUGGCUGCGGAGCGAGAGAAGGCCCAGAACAUGUCGAAGAACUUCCAGUCCACUGGGCGGAAGACCCCGUCACGAAGAAAGUGA